Pelecanus crispus (Dalmatian pelican) is the source of this 1425-nucleotide messenger RNA. The record is from RefSeq and is a predicted model, not a curated record. NCBI's taxonomy places the organism in Eukaryota, Metazoa, Chordata, Aves, Pelecaniformes, Pelecanidae.
UCGCAGAUGGGUCAGGGACUCUGGAGAGUUGCUAGGAACCAGCAACUACAACACCAAGGAUACAGUGGACAAGGCUAUCUUACCAGAGAACAUGGUAGGAGGAUAGCUACUAACAAUGUUUCCAAUACAAGCCAUCGCAAACAAGCCCAAGGAGGCAUUGACAUCUACCACCUGUUGAAGACAAGAAAAUCUAAAGAACAAGAAGGAUUCAUUAACCUGGAAAUGCUUCCACCAGAGCUUAGUUUUACCAUUUUAUCAUACCUGAAUGCAACCGAUCUCUGUCUAGCUUCAUGUGUCUGGCAGGAUCUUGCUAAUGAUGAGCUUCUCUGGCAAGGGUUGUGCAAAUCCACUUGGGGUCACUGUUCUAUAUACAAUAAGAAUCCGCCUCUAGGAUUUUCUUUUAGAAAAUUGUAUAUGCAGCUAGAUGAGGGCAGUCUCACCUUUAAUGCCAACCCUGAUGAGGGAGUCAACUACUUUAUGUCCAAGGGCAUACUAGACGAUUCGCCGAAAGAAAUAGCCAAGUUUAUCUUUUGCACAAGAACACUAAAUUGGAAGAAGCUGAGAAUCUACCUUGAUGAGAGGCGAGAUGUUUUGGAUGACCUUGUGACGCUGCACAACUUCAGAAAUCAGUUCUUGCCAAAUGCACUGAGAGAGUUCUUCAGACACAUUCACGCUCCUGAGGAGCGUGGGGAGUACCUUGAGACUCUCAUAACAAAGUUCUCUCACAGGUUCUGUGCUUGUAACCCUGAUUUGAUGAGAGAGCUUGGCCUUAGCCCUGAUGCAGUUUAUGUACUGUGUUACUCUUUGAUUCUACUUUCCAUUGAUCUAACAAGCCCUCACGUGAAGAACAAAAUGUCAAAGAGGGAAUUCAUCCGAAAUACACGACGAGCUGCACAGAAUAUUAGCGAAGAUUUUGUAGGGCACCUUUAUGACAACAUCUACCUUAUUGGCCACGUGGCUGCUUAAAAGCACAAUUUGCUAGCACUUAAAGUUUGUAAUUUUCAAAAACUACAUCAAUUCAAGAAAUUAUUUUGUAGAGAUGGGGGUUAUUUUAGUGCUGGUCAUUCUAACCUUUGUAUGCAAUCAAAGUUUGUGUGUGUAAGUGUGUGUAUGUGUAAACUACCUUUUCUAUCUAUUUACCGUGGGAACAGAAGGAUUUGGAGAUUUGUUUUUCAUAAUUUUUUUUUAGUUUUGCACAAAACAAUGUCAUUAGUCUGACACAGCCAUUUACGAAUGUUAAACUGACAUUACAGUCUAAGCUGACAAAGUGGUGAAUUUGUGCAUUAGAACUGCUUGAAACUUUAAUAAGUUCAUUCUUUUUAGAAUACCAUGUAAUGUGUAUAUAUUUAACUAAAGAGAUUUAUAAUCAUAAUUAUUUUAUUGUAAAAUAUUUUAACUAAAAUUUCUCCUUUUAUCUCUUAAAAA